This is a messenger RNA of Choloepus didactylus (southern two-toed sloth), 4667 nucleotides long. It is a transcript of the gene SOCS5, whose product is annotated as suppressor of cytokine signaling 5. The transcript has 3 exons. Gene Ontology annotation, biological process: epidermal growth factor receptor signaling pathway; cell surface receptor signaling pathway via JAK-STAT; phosphatidylinositol phosphate biosynthetic process. Lineage: Eukaryota; Metazoa; Chordata; Mammalia; Pilosa; Megalonychidae. Bases 537 to 2147 code for a protein of 536 amino acids. The record is from RefSeq and is a predicted model, not a curated record. Gene Ontology annotation, molecular function: 1-phosphatidylinositol-3-kinase regulator activity. Gene Ontology annotation, cellular component: phosphatidylinositol 3-kinase complex.
GGGGCAUCCGGCGGAGCUAGGGUCCCCGGGCUCCGUCCGGAGGAAACGGGACUGCGCUCGCUCGGGCGGUCGAGUGGACUGGACGGGGCAGGCGGGCGCAUUCGCCCUCUCGGUGACUGCGCCGUCCGGGCCCGUCCUGCCUAGGUCGCAGGUGCCCUGGAUGAGGCCGCCCCGCGCGCUGCAGCCGAUGGAUUUACUGAGGCCUCAGAGAACCAGAGUGAAGCUAAGCCAGACAGCUGAUGCAUCGCAGGGUGUCCGUGGGACUGUGAGGUGCCAAUGCAGCUGGGCCCAGGACAGUGAGGCCCUUGAUGUAAGUGUUUGUACUCCGGAGGAGGCAAGGAGAGCAGCCAGCUCCUCCUUUUGGGUGUCAGCAUCCUUUCCUUUCUCUGACAUGGUUGUGAGAAGGUGGUUUUGAGUUCAAGCAAGGAGCCUGCUGUCUCAAGGUGCAGAUGUCCUGAGUGAGUCCCUUCCAGAAGAAGCCCUGCCUGCCUCUCCUUCCUUGCUAAGCUAAAGUCAAAUCAGAGAUAUUAUAAUCAAUGGAUAAAGUGGGGAAAAUGUGGAAUAACUUCAAAUACAGGUGUCAGAAUCUCUUCAGUCAUGAGGGAGGAAGCCGUAAUGAAGAUGUGGACAUGAACUCCAACAGAGGUGUAUCUGUCAAGGAAAAGAACAUCUGUAUAGGAGACUCAGCUCCUCAGCAGCAAAGCAGUCCCCUAAGAGAAAAUGUUGCCUUACAACUGGGAGUAAGCCCUUCCAAGAAUUCUUCAAGGAGAAACCAAAACUGUGCCACAGAAAUCCCUCAGAUUGUGGAAAUAAGCAUUGAAAAGGAUAAUGAUUUGUGUGUCACCCCAGGAACAAGACUUGCACGAAGAGACUCCUACUCACGACAUGCUCCCUGGGGUGGGAAGAAGAAACAUUCCUGUUCUACAAAGACACAAAGUUCAUUGGAUACUGAUAAAAAGUUUGGUAGAACUCGAAGUGGACUUCAAAGGAGAGAAAGGCGAUACGGCGUAAGCUCUGUGCAUGACAUGGAUAGUGUUUCCACCAGAACCGUAGGAAGUCGCUCUCUGAGACAAAGGUUGCAGGAUACUGUUGGGUUGUGUUUUCCCAUGAGAACUUACAACAAGCAGUCAAAACCCCUCUUUUCUAAUAAAAGAAAAAUACAUCUUUCUGAAUUAAUGCUUGAGAAAUGCCCUUUUCCUGCUGGCUCAGAUUUAGCCCAAAAAUGGCAUUUGAUUAAACAGCAUACAGCUCCUGUGAGCCCACAUUCAACAUUUUUUGAUACAUUUGAUCCAUCUUUGGUUUCUACAGAAGACGAAGAAGAUAGACUUAGAGAAAGAAGACGGCUUAGUAUUGAAGAAGGGGUUGAUCCCCCUCCCAAUGCACAAAUACAUACGUUUGAAGCUACUGCACAGGUUAAUCCGUUAUAUAAACUUGGACCAAAGUUAGCCCCUGGAAUGACUGAAAUAAGUGGGGACAGUUCUGCAAUUCCACAAGCUAAUUGUGACUCAGAAGAAGACACAACUACCCUAUGUUUGCAGUCACGUAAGCAGAAGCAACGCCAGGUUUCUGGAGACAGCCAUACCCACAUUAGCAGACAGGGAGCUUGGAAAGUCCACACACAGAUCGAUUACAUACACUGUCUCGUGCCUGAUUUGCUUCAGAUUACAGGUAAUCCCUGUUACUGGGGAGUGAUGGACCGUUAUGAAGCAGAAGCCCUUCUUGAAGGGAAACCCGAAGGCACGUUUUUGCUCAGGGACUCUGCGCAAGAGGACUACCUCUUCUCUGUGAGCUUCCGUCGCUACAACAGAUCCCUGCAUGCCCGAAUUGAACAGUGGAAUCACAACUUUAGUUUUGAUGCCCACGACCCAUGUGUAUUUCACUCCUCCACUGUAACAGGACUUUUGGAACAUUACAAAGAUCCCAGUUCUUGCAUGUUUUUUGAACCAUUGCUUACUAUAUCACUAAAUAGGACUUUUCCUUUUAGCCUGCAGUAUAUCUGCCGUGCAGUAAUCUGCAGAUGCACUACAUAUGAUGGAAUUGAUGGGCUCCCUUUACCAUCAAUGUUACAGGAUUUUUUAAAAGAGUAUCACUAUAAACAAAAAGUUAGGGUUCGCUGGUUAGAAAGAGAACCAGUCAAGGCAAAGUAAACUCUUCUGUCCCCAAAGGGCCUAAACUAGAUCUGCUUUUAUGUGCAUCAGACAGUACACCUAUGGCAAGCGUACAUAUCAGUGUUAGGUUUUUUCAGUACAGUAUGUAAGCUUAGUGUUAGUAUCUGUCAGGUGUGAUCUGCUGUUACUUACUCAGAUAAACCUGGUGCCUAUUGAAACAACAGAGGAUAGAGCUACAGAUGUUCAGUAAGGCCUGCGAAAACAUUUUGCCAAUUUAGCUAAAGGUUUGGUUUUUAAUGGCUGUGGUAACUGAGUGAAGCAAUUCUGGGCAUUUGCUAUGAAGAAUUCUGUUUCUUACUGACGAACAAAUUAUUCGUGGAUGAAUAUUUCAACAGUGUGACUGUUUGAAAUUAUUAUUUUUUCUAAGAAUUUUUCUAUAAUCUUCCAAAAGUAGUGAUAUUUGUAGUUAUUAUAACUCAAGCUUUGGAAGUCCAAAAAAUAAAGACUGCCUUCCUUUUAGAAGAAACGCAAUUUUUCUGGCCAAAGGGCAUAGUGCAGUUCACUUAAAUGUUGAUAUAGUUUAUAGUCAAUGUCCUUUUCUCUUGCAAAAGGUACUGUUAAGUAAACCAGGUUUUCUAAAUAGUAGUUCUUAAAAUUUCAGACUGACAAAGUUAGUAGUAGAAAUUUAUUUAAAGGCCCUAAGUAUUACUUUUUUUUUAAAUGAGUGCUUUUAACUUUAAACAGGCAUUUGGAAUAGCUCCUGCAGCAAAAGUCCUGCAUGUGAUUUUUUUUUAACUUGACACGUGCAGUCUAAUAGUUGAUUGAUUAACGUCGGAUCUUUUCCCAUGCCCAUGAUGAGUUUGUGAACCAUGAAGAAAAUGAGGAUAGAUAAUGCCUAAACAAGUCAGAUAAUUAUAACUACAGUGGUUGCUGAUGUCGAGAUUGUUAAAGUGUAAUUAAUAAUUUGGAUGGUAGUAUUUAUCACUGUUGUAAACUCUAGUAGAUGACUUGCUGAAGUAUAAUUUGUAGAAUUUCAGUGCGGUUAAUUUUAAUGGAAAAUCUGAAACUAAACUACAUAUUUAAAGGUACUGUACAACCAUUGUAUCUGUAAAUAACUUAGCACCUUUUUGUCACUUAGAAUAGUAUGCAAUACUACUUGAGUGAGCUCUUUUUGGAAGAAAUACUGAAUUCUAGUGUUUGCUUCUUAGUAUUGAACUGAGCUUACAGUUCUGUCCUAGACAUUUUGCACUAAAGUAGUUGACUCCAUUCUUGUGUCUUUUUGUUAAUGUGCUCUGUAUCACUGGUGAGUGCUCCUUAGUUUCCUUACCUGCUGCUACAGAAUGUUAUUUUAUAUCUCUUAUGGCUCUUACCAAUGCCACAAAAAAGAAAAGCUAUAUUUGUAUGCAACACUAACCCUUUGACUGCUAAUGUAUGUUUCUGCUUGCUGUGCCUUGUUAUGGCUGCUUUUCUGUGCUAAUAAAGUAUGUUUGGUGUUCCCCUUGUAUAUCUACUGUUUUAUAUAUUUGCAACAAUUUCUCUUUUAAGUGGAAUGGUUUGGGGUUUUAAAAUAAGAAUUACCUGACAACUUGCUAUAGUUAAUGCAGAAUUGCUAUGCAGUCUAAUUGACUUAUCACAGUAAGCUAACUAAAUUUAAUGCUCUUCAUCUUUCCAAUCGUAAUCACAUAUGUUGGGGAACAGUAUCUAUAGCUACUGCGAAUUACUGUACAGUUUAGGUUUUAACAGAAAAUUAACAGAAAUAUCAACUAAACCUACUGAUUUCUCUGCCUAUAAGUGAAAGAUUGAAACUCUCAAUAACGUGUUAUAGUAAAUGAGUAUCCAUAGUUCCCACUGCAUCAGAAACAGGUUAAAUGAAGUCUUGUGAACUAAUAACAGAUCAGCACCAUUUGUUGGUUUGGGGACCAUUUUAAUUGAUAGUAAAUGCCCAAAAUGUAGAACUUUAACCAAAGACUUGUCCGUUUUAAAACAAAAGGGGGAUUGAAGGGACUUAUAAUUCCUAUUAAAUCUAAUAAAAGUCCCUGAGGGACAUAUACCAAAGUGUUUGAGAACUUCAUCCAAACCUACUUUAAAGCAUUAUGUGCAAUUAAGUUGUUAUGACAUGAUUAUAUUGCAUAAUUUGUUGAGUCCAUUUUCUUGAGCUUAUAAUGUACCUGGAAAAUAAACCUCUUGAAAAAUAAAAGUCCAUAUUGAUUAUUAGAGAAGGACUAUAUAUGCAAGCAAAAUCAUUUAAAGAGAUAACUUGAAACUCCAAGAAAGCACUUGAUGUUUUGUAUGCUUGUAGCAAAGUGAUGUUCUAAUUAUAGUUUUACAGAAAGUAUUAAUGCUUUUAUGUAUUUCAGAAUUUUCAUUUGUUAAAUGGAAAUUGUUUUAAAUGUGUAUAUAUUUGAGUUUAUGUAAGCAUGAAAACACUGUGCAAAAAGUUACUUAUGUUUCAGUUUGUGUGUAAUAUUAACAUGCAACUUUUGGUUAAAAAAUUUUUCCUGAAAUAUUAGUGGCUUACGUUUUAAAGAAAAAAAGUCACCAGCAUGAAAUUGUACCUAA